Linnemannia hyalina is the source of this 3150-nucleotide messenger RNA. NCBI's taxonomy places the organism in Eukaryota, Fungi, Mortierellomycota, Mortierellomycetes, Mortierellales, Mortierellaceae. The record is from the annotation of a GenBank genome assembly.
AUGUCCUUUGGUGCACGCCCCGUCGACAGAGACAAGGCCGAGACUGAACUCGUCCUUCACAUCAAAAAGGCCACCAGUGCUGAAGAGACCGCCCCCAAGCAGAAGCAUGUUAGAGCUUGUAUUGUCUACACAUGGGACUACCGCUCGUCGUCGUCGGUGUGGCAGGGCUUCCGCACACAACCUAUGUUAGGCGAUGAGGUCCAGACCUUCAAGGCGCUGAUCUCGGUCCACAAAAUUAUCCGUGACGGACACCCUACGGCGUUGAAGGAUGCUCAGAAUCAGUCAGACUGGCUGGACCAGUGUGCCCGUUCAACUUCGCAAUACGACGGCCGAGGCUACAGCACCUUGAUUCGCAACUACGUCGACUUUUUGCACGCCAAGCUGCGAUACCACAACAACCAUCCCGAAUUCAACGGCAACUUUGACUACAAGGAGUACAUUUCUUUGAAGGGCAUUGACGAUCCCAACGAGGGAUACGAGACCAUUACGGACUUGAUGAACUUGCAGGAUCAGAUUGACCAGUUCCAAAAGCUCGUGUUUGCCAACUUCCGUCCUUCAUCCAAUAAUGAGUGCAGGAUCGCCGCCCUUGUUCCUCUUGUCGAGGAGACCUAUGCUAUUUACAAGUUUGCCACCAGCAUGCUGCGCGCCAUGCACAAGCGCACUAACGAUCCCGAGGGACUGAUUCUCUUGAGACAGCGUUACAAUGCUCAACACUAUGCUUUGAUCAAGUUCUACUAUGAGUGCUCCAACUUGAAGUACCUUACCAGUUUGAUCAGUGUUCCCAAGCUGCCUCAGGACCCACCAAGCCUUUUGGGAUCCGACUCCCCACUCAUGACUCCCAGUCGCAAGCCCGUUGUCAAGGAUACGCCACCACAGACGCCUGAGCCUGAUUGGGCUGCCCAGCAGCGGGAAAUCGCUAAGCAGCAGCGCGAAUACGAGCUUGAGCAGAACCGUCUCCAACAGCAGCGUGAGAUGGAGCAGCAGCAGCAGCAAAUGGAGGCCCUUCGUCUUCAGCAGAACUUUGAGGAGCAGCAGCGUCAACAAAUGGAGCGUGAGCGUCUUCAGAGGGAGCAGUUGGGACGAGAGCAGAUGCAGCGUCAGGCCGAGGGUCGUCUUGCCGAGUUGGAGAGAGAUGUUUUGGCUCUUCGCGGACAGUAUGAGCGUGAUCAGAUGCUCAUUGAUCAGUAUGACCGAAGAGUCAAGGGUUUGGAACAGGAGAUGCAGUUGAUCAACAUGAACGCUCAGCAGCAACUCGCAUCCAAAGAUGCCAUGAUUCAGAGCAUUCAAGAGCAAAUUAACAUUUGGAAGUCCAAGUAUGAGGCUUUGGCCAAGCUUUACUCUCAAUUGCGUCAGGAGCACCUGGAUCUUUUGGGCAAGUUCAAGACUGUGCAGCUCAAGGCCAACUCUGCCCAGGAGGCUGUUGACAAGAUGGAGAAGAUGCAGAAGGAGAUCAAGGACAAGAACUUGCAGAUGGCUGACAUGGUCCGCGAGAGAGACCGUGCCAAGAACGAGCUCUUGAGAUGGCAGAACACCCAGAACGACGAGAUUGCUCGUCUCAAGAGAGAUCUUGAGAUGGCUAACGGUCGUGUCGAGGACCUUGGACGUUCCAAGAGCUCCGAGGUUGGGUCCAUGGUUGCCAAGUUCAACAAGGAAAAGCAGGACCUCGAGGAUCUUGCCAACCGCCGUCAACGCGAGAUUGACUCGUUGAUGCGCCAGGUGGAGGAUCAGAGAGCCGAGAUUGAGCGCAUGGAGAUCGAGAACGAGGAGGAGAAGGCUGUUCUUGAGAGUGGUUUGGACGAGACCUUGUUGGAAUUGGCUACCCUGAGAGAUGACCAGAGCGAGCACUCGUCCGUCCUCCAGAGUCGCCUCGACACCAUGAUGAGCGCUCACAAGCGCAAGCUUCAGCAGAUUCUGGAUUCGAUCUUGGAGACCUGCAUCAGCAAGGUUGAGGAGAGCAUCUACGACCUGGAGUCGCCUACCCAGCUCGGAAACCAGACUGCCACACCUGAGUUCACUCUGUCAAUGAUCGAGAAGGCGCAGACUGCCUCCACCGAGUUUGAGUUGUCGUUGAUGCAAUACCUCAGGUCGUCAGCCUCGAGCGAUGUCAACCAGGUCGAAGCCAUCCGCUCAGCCUUGCACCUUUCGCAGACCCUCUCGGACGUGAUGAUCAACGCCAAGGGCAUCACUCGUUUGGCUAAGCAGGAUGCGGACGCCGAGCACAUUGUUAACCAGACAAAGUUCUCUGCCACCGCCAUCCAGGAGUUCUUUACCAACGUCAUGUCGUCGCAUUUGGGCGGUCUCUCCCCCGAAGGAAGCAUCAGGACUAUCACUCGCUCGAACGAGGCUGUCCAGUCGGCUUUGGAGCAUGUUGCCAAGGCUGCCGAGAACUUGAUCCCUAAGAACAACCAGCUCGAUCCUACCAAGCUGGAUCUGGGCGACAUGGUCGAGUUGGAGAUGGGUAACGCUGCCCGUACGAUCGAGGAGGCCACGGCUCGCCUUCAGGCCUUGAUGGCCAAGCCCAAGAACGAUGGUCUGUCGGCGAUCGAGUUGCAGGUCAACGCGUCGAUUCUGGAGAGCGCCAUGGCGAUGAUGCAGGCCAUUGGUCACUUGAUCAAGUGCGCUACCAUCUCUCAGCAGGAGUCUGUUGCCCAGGGCCGAGGAUCAUCGACCAACGCUGCCUUCUACAAGAAGAACAACCGCUGGACUGAAGGUCUCAUCUCUGCGGCCAAGGCCGUCGCCAUGGCCACCACCUUGCUUGUCGAGACUGCCGACGGUGUGAUCUCCAAGACCCACUCGAUGGAGCAGCUCUUGGUCGCCUCGAACGAGGUCGCUGCCGCCACUGCCCAGUUGGUCGCCGCCUCCCGUGUCAAGGCCAACGCUAUGUCCAAGGCCCAGGAUAACCUCGAGAGGGCCUCCAAGGCUGUGACAGAGGCUUCUAGAGCUCUUGUCCGCGCUGUCAAGGCCAUCAUGGAGAGGGAGAUGAAGGCCCGUGAGGCUGAGGUCGACUACCAGGCCAUGAACGCUCACGAGUUCAAGAUCCGAGAGAUGGGUCAGCAGGUCGAGAUCCUUAAGCUCGAGAAGGAACUUACUCUUGCCAGGAGAGUGCUUGGUGAGAUGAGAAAGGUCUCGUACCACCAGGGCGACGAUUAA